This is a messenger RNA of Penicillium chermesinum, 777 nucleotides long. It is a transcript of the gene hmgX, whose product is annotated as protein hmgX. The record is from RefSeq and is a predicted model, not a curated record. Lineage: Eukaryota; Fungi; Ascomycota; Eurotiomycetes; Eurotiales; Aspergillaceae. The transcript has a single exon. The coding region runs from base 1 to 777 and encodes 258 amino acids. Gene Ontology annotation, biological process: cilium assembly.
AUGUCGGUUGCAACAGCCCGUCCAUCAUUGUCUUCAAAUGAUACGUCCGUCCUGCAAGCCUUAUUCGACGCUGAAUCGGCGCCUUCCUCUGGCGUGAAAAUUGACUCGCAGCUUCCACCGUGGCCUGCUACUCUCAACAUCUCCCCAGCAGACCUCGACUCCCUCAAGGCCCAGGAGACGCAAAUCGUCCGCAAGUUGCACUCCAACGAGUCACCGCAGCGUGAGCAUGUAGAAUCAGCACUUCAUAGCUUGGACGGCCUUCUUAACGAUUAUCCCUCUUAUCCGUCGGCAUAUGCAAACCGCGCUCAAGUUUUGCGGAUCCUGGUCGAUCUUCAGUCCGAUAGGACAAAUUCCCAUUCUCCCGAGACGAUACCCAGGGACGACCUCUUCCGCCUCGAGUCUGCCGAGCUUUGCGAUCGCAUUCUUUCCGACAUUGGAAAAGCGAUUUCCUUGGCAACUCCGGCGUCACCUGCAGAUCCUGUAUCGCCAACACAAGCACGGCUACUCGCCGACGCACACACCCAUCGAGGAUACCUGCUGUUGAAAGCAGCCCGAACAAAGAAGACCGCCGGAGGAGUUGGCUUUGGAGCUGGCCUCCCCUCUCGUCUCUGCAAUCUCAAUGCGGACCAGUUAGAGGAAAUGGCAAGCCGUGACUUCUUCUUUGGUGGGCGAUAUGGAAACAAAGUCGCGCAACAACUCUCGGUCCAAACAAACCCGUACGCCAAGAUGUGCGGCGCGAUCAUGAAAGAGGCCAUGAUGAAAGAGAUGCGUGGGUGA